Strongylus vulgaris is the source of this 600-nucleotide messenger RNA. The record is from the annotation of a GenBank genome assembly. Lineage: Eukaryota; Metazoa; Nematoda; Chromadorea; Rhabditida; Strongylidae.
GUAACUGGUGAUCGUAUGGAGACCAUGGUGGCCCAGGCCAGAGAGGUUCAGCAAAUCAUCCAGGGGCCAGAUGCUAUGAGAGCGGCUGAACAGAUGAAAAGAAAUGAGGAAAAAUUGACUGAAACUGAAGCAGCUUUGAAACAAGCCAGAGCUGACCUAACGAAGGAGUUAGAGCAUAAGAAGAAAGCUGAACAACUUCGUUUAGCUGAGUCGUCUAAGUUGAAGGAGGAGACUGCAAAAUCAGAACAAUUGACAGCUCAGCUGAAAGAAGCAAGAAAUAAUUUGAAGAAGCUGGAGAAGAAAAACAAACAGGACGAGACACGUAUAGGUACCCUUGAAGCUGAGAAGUUUGACUUGGAAGAUAAGGUGAAAGCUCUUAAAAAGGAACUAGACCUAAUCAAGAAAAAGGCUGCAGAAGAUAGAUCAAAGGCUAAGAAGGAAAAGGAGCGAGAUGCUGAGCAAGUGCGCCGCCUCGAAAGUGAGGCUCUAGAACGAGAAGCUGAACGUGAUCGCGAAAGACAGCAGCAUGACGAUUUUAGGAGGGAUGUGAAAAAUCGUGAGCAAAAAUGGGAGAAGACGAGUUUUUAUCGUCGAAUUUAA